AUGCACGGUUUGGGCAAUGAUUUCAUUGUAAUUGAUGCCAUAUCGCAGAGCAUCUACCUUUCUUCCGAGGUGAUACGUCAGCUUGCGGAUCGUUACACUGGCAUUGGUUUCGAUCAACUGUUGCUGGUGGAAUCACCACAGUCACGAGAUCUGGAUUUUCACUAUCGAAUUUUUAAUGCCGAUGGUGGUGAAGUGGCACAAUGUGGCAAUGGAGCACGUUGCUUUGCUCGCUUUGUUCGUCAUAAAGGACUAACCAAUAAGCGUGAAAUUCGUGCAAGUACAACGAAUGGUCGAAUGGUGUUGGAAAUCACUGACGAUGAGCAAGUGGUCGUUAACAUGGGCAAACCCAUUUUCGAACCAGCCCGUGUUCCAUUCAAGGCACAGAAAGCAGAAAAACAGUAUAUUCUGAAAACAACAGAGCAUUGUCUGUUGUGUGGAGUAGUCUCAAUGGGCAAUCCACAUUGUGUGAUACAAGUAGAGAGCGUGGAGAAUGCAUCGGUAGCAUUACUUGGACCAGAAUUGACAAACCACGAACGAUUUCCCGAGAAAGCUAAUGUUGGAUUUAUGGAGAUUGUGAACCGGAGCCAUAUUCGUUUGCGAGUUUAUGAACGAGGCGUUGGCGAAACAAAAGCUUGUGGCAGUGGUGCUUGUGCUGCAGUGGCCAUUGGCAUUCAACGGGAGCUACUGAACGAAGAGGUUCGGGUCGAAUUAACGGGCGGCAGUCUAAAAAUUUGUUGGAAAGGUUCUGGACAUUCACUCUAUAUGACCGGAUCAGCAACACACGUUUUCGACGGGGUGAUACAUUUGUGA
Molecule: messenger RNA, 810 nt
Organism: Sitodiplosis mosellana (orange wheat blossom midge)
Lineage: Eukaryota; Metazoa; Arthropoda; Insecta; Diptera; Cecidomyiidae
Product: diaminopimelate epimerase-like
Exons: 1
Coding region: 1-810 (269 amino acids)
Cellular component (GO): cytoplasm; cytosol
Molecular function (GO): diaminopimelate epimerase activity
Source: RefSeq, a predicted model, not a curated record